UAUUUCAAUAAGGAUGUGUCUUGAGUUGGAGCAGUUCCUAGACCGAAAAAGAAAGAAAGAAAAGAUAACAAAUGGAGUUGUAGUAGUUCAGCAUCAGGCACACAAUCAUCUUAAGUUGUAACAGAUCCUAUAAAUUCAACUGAAUGUAACACCAAAAUUCCUAUAAAUUCUCUGUUUUCUCUGUGGAGAGGAAGAGAAACAAAUCACCCUCUUCACCUUUGAAUCUGGCCAUGACAUUAAAACCUCUAAAUUCUUACACCAUAGCCCUCAUGAUGUUCUUCACAUUCUUAAUCCUCUUCUUCACCGGUUUCAUUGAAUUCCCAUCUGUAACUUCCUCAAUCCCCGCACCAAUUCUAGAAAGAUCACCCAUUUCUACUUCCAGAACGUCAUCCACGCCGGAGCCUUUUGUUGACUUGUUUAGUGCUUUUAAAAAAUGGGAUUCUCAAGUGGGGUGUGAUCGGUUUAGAGAAAAGUACAAGUCUUUUAUCAAUAACGGGUCUGCUGUUAGUUCUUCUUUGCAAGAAUUUGGCGGCAGUGAUUGUGGUGAUGAGGUGAAGAUGAGACAUGUUAGUGUUUUGGUUAAAGGGUGGACAUGGAUUCCUGAUAAUUUGGAUAAUUUGUAUUCUUGCCCAUGUGGGCUGACUUGUUUAUGGACUAAAUCUUCUGUUCUUGCUGAUACCCCUGAUGCUCUCUUGUUUGAAACUUCUACACCUCCACUUCGGAGGCGUGAUGGGGAUCCACUUCGUGUCUACAUGGAUCUUGAAGCGGGUAGAAAGCGAUCAGGCCGCGAGGAUUUAUUUAUUAGUUAUCAUGCAGAAGAUGAUGUUCAGGCAACUUAUGCUGGCGCACUCUUUCACAAUGGCCGGAACUAUCACAUGUCUUCUCGCAAAAAUAAUGACACACUUGUUUAUUGGUCCUCAUCACGUUGUCUUACUCAAAGAAACCAGCUAGCCAAGAGUUUCCUACGUUUGAUACCUUACCAUUCAUUCGGCAAGUGCUUGAACAAUGUUGGAGGACCAGAUAUGGCGCUUUCUUUCUACCCUGAGUGCGCCAUUGAUGCCAGCGUCAGGCCUAAAUGGUGGGAUCAUCUGCAUUGUGCCAUGUCUCACUACAAGUUUGUUCUUGCAAUUGAGAAUACCGCAACAGAGAGUUACGUAACUGAAAAGCUAUUUUAUGCUCUAGACUCCGGUGCAGUUCCGAUCUAUUUUGGUGCGCCAAAUGUGGAAGACUUUGUACCUCCAAAUUCAAUUAUAGACGGGACCAAGUUUCGUUCCAUUGAAGAAUUGGCUUCUUAUGUCAAGACUCUAGCGAAUGAUCCUGUAGCUUAUGCGGAAUAUCAUGCAUGGAGAAGAUGUGGCGUAUUGGGUAACUAUGGGAAAACGCGUGCGGCUAGCCUUGAUACGUUGCCUUGCCGAUUGUGUGAGGCUGUUAGUAGAAAAGGAGGGAGAAAUGCAAGAGGUAAGUCAUAAUUUUUAUUGAUGUCUGAUUACCAAGAUUUUGUUAUUUGGAUGGGGUUGGAGCUAGGUGUAUGGAUGCAGGUAGGAAGGACAGUAUUCUUGACUUAAAUAUCAAUUUGCUCCGAACUUGCCUUGGUUAAUUAGUAUAAAAUUUAUUUACUAUUAAAUUA
Molecule: messenger RNA, 1627 nt
Organism: Mercurialis annua (annual mercury)
Lineage: Eukaryota; Viridiplantae; Streptophyta; Magnoliopsida; Malpighiales; Euphorbiaceae
Product: alpha-(1,4)-fucosyltransferase
Exons: 3
Coding region: 231-1469 (412 amino acids)
Cellular component (GO): membrane
Molecular function (GO): alpha-(1->3)-fucosyltransferase activity
Source: RefSeq, a predicted model, not a curated record